CCUACACGAAUUCUCCCGAACGAACGAACUAAUAUUAAACGACAGCUGUAAAGCCAUUGCUGAAUUUUCCUGUUCUUUCAACAAGAAUCAAGUUUAUACGUGUUUAAUUUUUUAUUAUUUUUAUAUAUUGUAAGUUUCUUCAUUUUAUCGACGAGGCUUAAUCAAUAUACAAUGAAGCACGUUGUUCUUGGAUCCUUUUUUAUCACACUAUGGUUACUCGUAAUUAGUGAACAAACUCAAGAGGCUAUCACGUCCCCAUCAACUUUUGAUGAUAAUAUAAUCUCCAUAUCGUUAUUGAAUUAUCGAGAAAACGAAGCAGUUAAAAAAAGGAUAACGUUAGUUCCUACAAGUAAUUAUACGAUAAAUAUUAUCGAUAUACCACCUAUCGUUUCAUUUCUUAUCUUUCAAGUUCACACAUAUCAAUAUAAUAUUACUCUUUCGUAUGAUAAAUUAAAUCUUAAUAAGGUGUCAAACAGAAGUCUAUUUGGAUCUAACGUCGGUUUAUAUAUCGUACCAAAGAAAAAAGAAUCGACGUUUUUCAUUAAAAAUGAUAACGUUCGAAAGAUUGAAACUCUGUUGGCAGUCGUUCCUUAUAUCAAACAAGCACCAGUACCAGGCGGCUGUAACAUGGAAUUCAAUAUCGAAGUAGCACCAUAUCAAAAGCUAUUCGUAAACGAUUCGAUCGUUAUCCUGGAUUCACAGUCUGCCUCUUUACCACUCACGAGCAACGAAAUCGAGAGACGCUGUAUUUUUCCAGAGACAUAUCACUUUUUCCUAACCAAACAUGACUAUUCCAUAGAGAGUUACUUCAAUGCUAUUAGCAGUAUGCUCACCGUCACGGAUAUUCUUCGUAAUGGUAAAAAGAUACCAGCACCGAGCAUAUCUCCGUUAAGACGAAUCUACAGCCGUAAUAAUGGCAUGGGGGUCGUCUACGCGGCUGUAGUUUCCUAUGGAAAUGAUUAUUCAGCUUACGUACCAACUUUCACCUACGGAUUCAACUAUGCUCUCUAUCCUGAGGAUGAUCAAUUUUUAAAUGAUAUGCUAUCGAAGUUAUUGUGCAUUCUAAUGUUUAUUGCUGGUCUCUUAUGCAUCCUUAAAGGACAUAAAAUGAUCACCAUGGAGUUCGUCGUGUAUACAACAUUCUUUGGUGGCAUAAUUAGUUACAUCGUAAUUAAAUCUUUUGCAUCAUAUGAUAUCGCAACAAAUAUUAAAAUAAGCAUGGGCGGAAGUUUCUUUUUUUUUCUCGUGGGCGUUAUUUCCUGUUUCAUGAAAAUAUAUAUAAUAGUCUUUCUUUCUAGACUUUUUUUCGGAUUUCUCUGCAGUUCGAUCUUCUAUUUCAGUGUAAAAGAAUCUCUAGGAAUUUUGGAGAACGAUUGGAUGUUCUGGUCGAUUUAUUUGUUCAUCGCGCUCAUCGUCAUGAUUAUUCUAAUCUCGACGUCCUGGUUUGGUCUUCUUUUGACAUGCGCUGUUCUCGGAGGAUUCAUGAUAGUCUUAUCGAUCGCUUAUUUUGCGAAUACAAAUUUUGUCUACAUCAUUAUCAACGUUAUCAGACGCCUGACCGUAUCUUUGUUUAAUUAUGCGAUCGUUAGUUAUCCGUUACAGAGCGCAGACAUAAGCUUGAUCGUGUUAUGGGUUUUAUUGGCCAUAAUUCGUAUCUACAAUGACAACGUUUUUGGACGUUUGUACACGAAAAUGUAUCGAUAUGACUUGAAAAAUAUAUCGGAUCAGACGCCAUUGUUAGAUAAAUAACUUUAUAAACGGAUUUAUUUCGACGAGUGAAUGCAAAGGCACUAUACCAUUGAAAAGCAAGCUACCAUUGACUUUCCUAUCAUUUGUUUUUCCUUUUUAUUUUCAUUUCUAAGAUAAAUUAACUUAUCUUAAUUCUUUCAUUUCUUUUUUUGUCAUUAGAUACGUUAUGUUACUUAGAAAGAUAGUUAUACAUUUUAUAAUAUAUGUACAAAUAUCUAUCGAUGAUUUUGUUUUUUUUUUUUUUUUUAUAUUUUUUACGAGUAGAAAAAAAGAAUUAUAUGCCUGCUCAUUUAUUUUGAUUAGCAAUUGAAUAAAUAUAUUUGGUUUUGUAAUUUUGUUUAGGUUUCUUAUUAACGAAAUAUGAUAUUAUAUCACUUACCUACAAUUUUACAUUAAAAGGUUAAUGUGAUAAACGAUCGAGAUGCAAAAUACGUUAUUGUGUUAUCGCAAUAUAUUUAUACGAAAAACGAUGAUAUCGCAAACAAAUGUGAUCAAAACAAAUAUAUAUGUUUAUGUCA
Molecule: messenger RNA, 2267 nt
Organism: Vespa crabro (European hornet)
Lineage: Eukaryota; Metazoa; Arthropoda; Insecta; Hymenoptera; Vespidae
Product: transmembrane 7 superfamily member 3-like
Exons: 8
Coding region: 172-1749 (525 amino acids)
Source: RefSeq, a predicted model, not a curated record